GACUGCACUAGGCGCUUGACAUGUGGCUUUCGGCUAGUGUCUUGUGUACGUCUCGCUAUAAUUGCCUAACCCAUGGCGUGAGAUUUGGAAACUGCUAGUGGGCUGUUCUCUUUGUGUGGGCGCUCGUCUUUACUGCGCCAAGUGUUCGGUGAAAUGUCUCAAUCAAAAAUGAUGGGAACUACUCACCCGUCCUCCCUGGUCCAUUUCUGCGCCCUCUUUUCCACGCCUUGUGGUUGAAUGUCAUGUCGGUAUGGCUGGAGAAGUUGCAUUAAUUGGAGCUGACCGAUUCUUUGAGUUCGGUUGAGUGUGUUUACCAGCGAAGUAAAACAUGCUUCGUGUUAUGGUGGAAGUUUAUGAAAUCCCAUUGAUCUUGACCUGAUCGUGCUUCCGUAUUAAUUUUUGAUGUGGAAAACUAGGCACAACUUAACUAUUGUUAACUUGAUUUCUCUGGGUGGUUAGAAGAGUUGAGAAGAUACUCAUCAUGAAUUGAGUGCAGCAGAUGACAAUGUUUGAUGGAGCGGGGCACGAUUUUGCAAUGUUCCCAUGAAGUACCUUCCUUGAAGAGUUGAAGUUUAAAGGAAAAAAAGAACACUUUGAUUGAUUUCGCAAAAUUCCAUCUGGUCAAGAUCAAUGUUAUUGUCAAGAUUCUUUGGCAGAGCACUUUUUGCUGCUGCUAGAACAGAGUCUUCUGCUGGGACUGCCGCUGCUGCUUCGGCGGCUACAUCUAGGACAGGACACAACCCUCUCGAGGCAUUCUUUGAGGCAGAUAGAAACCCAGAGAAUGACACCCCUGUUGUCUAUGGUCGAAGUUGGAAGGCGCCUGAACUGCGCUUAAAGUCGUGGGACGAUCUUCACAAGCUUUGGUACGUUCUGCUCAAGGAAAAAAACAUGCUGAUGUCUCAACGGCAGAUGCUUCAUGCACAAAAUCUGAGGUUUCCCAAUCCAGAACGCCUCCCCAAGGUGAGGAAAUCGAUGUGUCGCAUCAAGCAUGUGCUCACUGAGAGAGCUAUUGAAGAACCGGAUCCCAGGAGGUCUGCUGAGAUGAAAAGAAUGAUAAAUGCUUUGUGAGCACUUUAUGAGUUUUUCCGUAUCCUACCAGGUGAGGGAAACUCUCUGGUACUGACUACUGAGCCCGCAAGACUGCAAGUUUUUGGCGAGGGAGCUUCGCAUCUUUAGUAUUUCAGAAACAAGAAACAUAUUGUUAUCCUGCUGAUGGCCUUCUGAAUGGAUUUUCUCUUUUAUUUCCGCGUAGGUCAGAAUACAUGUUGAUUCAGUGAAACACUUCUUUUUGUUUAUGAAUCAUGAUAGUAGUGUGGAGAUGCCCACUUUGUUAAAGAGCAUGCACAAUAUCACAUGACGACAUGCGCUUUGCGGCCUGAUAUAUCCAAAUGGUUUAUAUCCA
Messenger RNA from Eucalyptus grandis, 1402 nucleotides. Its product is annotated as 39S ribosomal protein L47, mitochondrial. Gene Ontology annotation, molecular function: structural constituent of ribosome. The record is from RefSeq and is a predicted model, not a curated record. Gene Ontology annotation, cellular component: mitochondrial ribosome; mitochondrial large ribosomal subunit. The coding region runs from base 631 to 1068 and encodes 145 amino acids. The transcript has 4 exons. Gene Ontology annotation, biological process: mitochondrial translation. NCBI's taxonomy places the organism in Eukaryota, Viridiplantae, Streptophyta, Magnoliopsida, Myrtales, Myrtaceae.